Molecule: messenger RNA, 1332 nt
Organism: Cercospora beticola
Lineage: Eukaryota; Fungi; Ascomycota; Dothideomycetes; Mycosphaerellales; Mycosphaerellaceae
Biological process (GO): macroautophagy
Cellular component (GO): fungal-type vacuole membrane
Source: RefSeq, a predicted model, not a curated record
AUGAAGCUCUCACUACUCCCAUCGAUCUCUAGCGUUCUGUCGCUUGCUUCGGCGCAGUCUCUUGUUGAGGUCCUAUCAUCGCAGCCGCAACUGAGCUCUCUCCUAGCUGCCCUGCAAGAGUUCCCAGAUCUGGUCGAUACAGUCUCCCGAACAAGCAACAUCACCGUGCUCGCUCCUGCCAACUUCGCACUUGCAGCAUUUCUCGAGACCGACGAAGGAGCCAGAUUCUCUGCAGAUCCCGAGUACGCGAGAGCGUUUCUGUCUUACCAUGUCCUGCAGGGCACAUACAACUCGACCUAUUUCAACGGGGUACAACCUUCUACACGCGGAGCCGAAUUCUUCCCGACGCUUCUUCAACCUGGUCCGUAUUGCAACGUGACUGGCGGACAGACUGUUGAAGCCACUGCUGGUACUUUUGAGGUCGAAGACCUUACCAACGUUACAUUCUUCAGUGGAUUUGUGCUUGACUCCAAUUGGGCAGAUGAAAGUUUGCUGGACCUAGAAUUCGACGGCGGCCUCAUCCACGGCAUCAACCCACCUCUGACGCUGCCACCGAAUGUCUCGACCAACCUUGUCGCAGCGCAGCGCGAAUCACUUCUAGGUGCCAUUCAACGUGUUGGACUCCUCGAAUCACUCGAAUCGUCAAAGGACCUUCUACUCUUCGCACCAACAAACCAAGGCUUUCAGAACAUUGGCUCAGAGAUUGACAAUCUGUCUGACGACGACCUUCGAGAGAUUCUCCUCUACCACGUUGCCAUAACCAAUGGCACUCUUUACGGCACAGGCCUCACAGACGGUCUUCGCUUGCCUACUCUGAACGGCAAUGAGCUCACCAUCACAGUACAGAACGGUCCUGGUUUCGAGAACGUAGGCGUCGUCUCAGAAGAUUUCUUCGUCUUCGUCAAUGGCGUUCGAAUCAUAAAUUUUAACCUACCAAUUGAGAAUGGAGUGGUAUUCGGCGUGGACAACGUCCUCAACCCAUUCAACACAACCGCUCGCCCCCCUCAAAGCGCCACAGUUGGUCAACGCCAAUUCCGCGAAGCGCGCGCUGGAACUGUCUUCCCUUACACUGAGGGCAUCAGGACAACAGACAGCCCGAUUUUCUCGGCUACCAAUGUGGCUGGCACUACACCUCCACCAAAUACUCCUACGCCUUUGAUUGAGACCAUGACUGGUACUGGAUUGGUUGGUACUGGAUUUGGCAACGGUACCAGGCCGAACAUCACGGCUGCGGCGACUCCGGCGCAGUAUACCGGUGGCGUGCCGCCUAUGAUCACGAAAGCGCCUGUGUUGGGUGCCAUCGCAGCCGGCGCGUUAUUUGCAGGAUUGUAG